GCUUGAAGACCAAUUAGAGCCCCGGAAGCGCGGCGGGCCAGCCAGACGGGGGCGGGCUAAAGGGUGACAUCUGUGCUUUAAAGGGUCCGGGUCAGCUGACGCCCGACCCUGUGGAGUCUAGCUGCAGGGCUGUCAGCCGCUGAAGGUAGAGAUGACUGGCGAACGACCUAGCAUGGAGCUCCCGGGCAGACUCUGGGGGCCAUGGAUUCUGGGCUUCUGGGGAGGCUGCAGGGUUCGGGUGUUUGCUGCGAUCUUCCUGCUGCUGUUGUCUCUGGCAGACUCCCGGUCCAGGGCUGAGAAAGACUUCGGUCUGGUGCAGCCGCUGGUGACCAUGGAGCAACUGCUGUGGGUGAGCGGGAGACAGAUCGGCUCAGUGGACACCUUCCGCAUCCCACUCAUCACAGCCACUCCUCGGGGCACUCUCCUCGCCUUUGCUGAGGCGAGGAAAAUGUCCUCAUCCGAUGAGGGGGCCAAGUUUAUCGCCCUGCGGAGGUCCAUGGACCAGGGCAGCACAUGGUCUCCUACAGCGUUCAUUGUCAAUGACGGGGAUGUCCCCGAUGGGCUGAACCUUGGGUCGGUGGUGAGCGAUGUUGAGACAGGAGUGGUAUUUCUUUUCUACACCCUUUGUGCCCACAAGGCUGGCUGCCAGGUGGCCUCUACCAUGUUGGUAUGGAGCAAGGAUGAUGGUGUUUCCUGGAGCACACCCCGGAAUCUCUCUCUGGAUAUUGGCACUGAAGUGUUUGCCCCUGGACCCGGCUCUGGUAUUCAGAAACAGCGGGAGCCACGGAAGGGCCGCCUCAUCGUGUGUGGCCAUGGGACGCUGGAGCGGGAUGGAGUCUUCUGUCUCCUCAGUGAUGAUCAUGGUGCCUCCUGGCACUACGGGAGUGGAGUCAGCGGUAUCCCCUAUGGCCAGCCCAAGCGGGAAAAUGAUUUCAAUCCUGAUGAAUGCCAGCCCUAUGAGCUCCCAGAUGGCUCAGUCGUCAUCAAUGCCCGAAAUCAGAACAACUACCACUGCCACUGCCGGGUCGUCCUCCGCAGCUAUGAUGCCUGUGAUACACUGAGGCUCCGUGACGUGACCUUUGACCCUGAGCUCGUGGACCCUGUGGUAGCUGCAGGAGCUGUAGUCACCAGCUCCGGCAUUGUCUUCUUCUCCAACCCAGCACAUCCAGAGUUCCGAGUGAACCUGACCCUGCGCUGGAGCUUCAGCAAUGGUACCUCAUGGCGAAAAGAGACAGUUCAGCUGUGGCCAGGGCCCAGCGGCUACUCAUCCCUGGCAACCCUAGAGGGCAGUAUGGAUGGAGAAGAGCAGGCCCCCCAGCUCUACGUCCUGUAUGAGAAAGGCCGGAGCCACUACACAGAGAGCAUCUCCUUGGCCAAAAUCAGUGUCUAUGGGACGCUCUGAGCUGUGCUGCUGCCACAGGGAUAUUAGGCCCAGGACUCUGCCUUCAGGACCACGGGUCUGUAGAGGGUCUGCUGGAGAUGCCUAAAAGACAGUUCCAUCUUCCUUUAGACUUUGGCCUCAGCAAAAUCACUUUCCCUUUACCAAGUAAAUCACUUCUGUCAGGACUGAAAGCCAAGCUUCCUCUCCCACAAAAGAAGUCCUGACCUCACCUGAAAAUACUUCCUUCCCAUGUGGCCAAAUGUGGCCCCACCACCCUCUCUGUUCUCCCGGGACAUGGAUUGGUCCUGUCUGGGGCAGGGCUAGUGAGCCGCAGAAUUGAAUCAAUGUGAACUCAGGGAACUGGGAAAGGCCGAGCUUCCUCUUUGGUGUUGGGGUAAGAUAACCGCUCCCCGAGUGGCAGGAUGUUUGGUUUCAGGUUAUGGACUAGGUGUACCACCCCCAUUGACUAUUUGCCAGUGAAAAUGUUUGUAACUUAAAAUUUUUAAUGAAGGAGAAUGAAUAUUUGUAAAGUCUUUA
Messenger RNA from Sapajus apella (tufted capuchin), 1918 nucleotides. RefSeq names its product neuraminidase 1 (gene NEU1). Bases 152 to 1402 code for a protein of 416 amino acids. The record is from RefSeq and is a predicted model, not a curated record. Gene Ontology annotation, cellular component: cytoplasm; lysosome; membrane. Lineage: Eukaryota; Metazoa; Chordata; Mammalia; Primates; Cebidae. The transcript is spliced from 6 exons. Gene Ontology annotation, biological process: ganglioside catabolic process; oligosaccharide catabolic process. Gene Ontology annotation, molecular function: exo-alpha-sialidase activity.